GCUAAAUACUCUUGGGUGACCAAUAGCGAAUUAGUACUGUGAGGGAAGGGUGAAAAGAACCCCCGUCGGGGAGUGAAAUAGAACAUGAAACCGUAAGCUCCCAAGCUGUAGGAGGAGCCAGGGCUCUAACUACGUGCUUGUUGAAGAAUGAGCCGGCCACUCAUAGGCAGUGGCUUGGUUAAGGGAACCCACCAGAGCCGUAGAGAAAGCGAGUCUUCAUAAGGCAAUUGUCACUGCUUGUGGACCAUAAGCUGGGUGACCUAUCCAUGACCAAGAUGAAGCUUGGAUUUGAAAUGACCAUGAGCUCCAUCAACUCAAGGACUACAUUAAUUGUUCCUUUUCUUCUUGAAAAGGAUAAAAAAAAUUAUGAAAAUUGGAAAUUUUACAUUAAAAAUUAUUUACUGGCUCAAGAUCUUUGGGACAUUGUUGAAUAUGGGAAUAUUCUGGAGGGAAAUUGGAGGAAAAAGAAUGCUGCAGCUCUACAUGCAAUUCUUUGUAGCUGUUCACUAGAUAUUUCUAGUCAAAUAAAGGACACGUCGGCCAAGGAUGCCUGGAAGUAUUUAGCUAAAAUGCCAGAAGAGCGGGAACCGGAAGAGGGGGAACCCCAAGAGAGGUCGAGCGGAGGAGAAGAAAUUAAUAGACCUUACUGGCUAAAGUUGACAAAGAAAAUUUACAAAGGAGAUUGGCAAGAUGUAAGAGAGUUUAUUUUUGACAAGGGUCGAAUUACAUUUCCACAAAUUACAGGAUUUGAGGAAACUGCUCUUCACGUUGCAAUCAAGGCCGAGCAAGAUAAGAUUGUCAAGGAAUUGAUAGAGAUGAUGUCAAUACCAGAACUGGAGAAAAUGGAUUGCAAUGGUCACACGGCUCUCUCCUUAGUUGCAUUUGAGGGAAGAAAAGAAUGGGCAGAAUUAUUAGUUCAAAAGAACCAAGGUUUGCUUACCAUUGCAGACAAAGUAGGCAAUAUUCCGCUUACUAGAGCAGCUAAUUAUGGCCGCGAGGAGAUGACACACUACCUCUACGAUGAAACUCUUAACUACAUCCAAACCUCUCGUCAUGACAAUAUCUUGCAACCAGGAAAAGAAGGCAAUCAUGGAUUCCAUCUCCUGCGCUCUUGUAUUGCUAACAAAAUGUUCGAUAUUUGUUGGCAUCUACUUAGAAGAUAUCCAAGUUUGGCUGUUGGCCUUGAUACGCAGGGAGUGUCUCCAAUUUUAAUGUUGUCCAGUCAACCUUCUGCAUUUUAUAGUGGAACCAGGACUGAGCUUUCAUGUUGGGAACGAUGGAUUUAUCACAACCUCGUAAAGGUAGAAUUACCAACGACAUCCACCACUCCCACCGGAGACGUACAACUUGAUGUUUUUGACCAAAGUCACGACGAAAGGAACAUUAGAAAACAAGUAUCCAUAUUUGUUGGAUUUCAUAGAUUGGGUUUAAAGGUCUAUGAGCUCACCGGAAUCAAAAAAAUUUGCGAUUUGAAGUUGAGACAUCACCUUGCAAAUGAGGUUCUUCUCAGUAUGUGUAAGUAUGUAUCAGCUUUAGAAUUGAAUCAUGAGCGUGAUGAUUUUGGAGUGGGUGCUGCACUCUUUGAAGCUACCAAGCACGGAGUGGAAGAAUUUGUCACUGAACUAUGCAAAGCCAACCCAUCAUUUGGUUUCAAAACUAAUAUUGAUGGAAGACUCUUUUUCAUGGUCGCAGUCCAACAUCGUCAAGAAAAAGUUUUCAACCUCAUUUAUGGCGUUAAUCAGGCAUGGAAUGCUGGACAUAUCAACAAAAAAGAUAUAGAUGGCAACAAUAUUCUACAUAUUGCAGGGGGGUUGGCUCCUGAUUUUGAACGUGCUGGAAUCUCUAGUAGCCCAGCAUUACAGAUACAGAGAGAAUUACAGUGGUUUAAGGCGGUGGAAAGCAUUGUUCCAGAAUGGUGCAAGGAAGCUAAAAAUAAUAAUGAUCAAACCCCUAAGGAUGUAUUUACCAAGAGCCACAAGGAAUUAGUGAAAGAGGGGCAGAAAUGGAUGGCAGACACAGCAAGUUCUUUUAUUAUUCUCAGUAUUCUCCUUGUUACUGUCACGUUUGCUGUUUCUUUUACUGUCCCAGGAGGCAACAAUCAGACUACUGGGUUUAACGUUUUUGGGAAUCCUAACGUCCCGCAAAGAUGAAGAAGAUUUUUAUGUGUCCUUACCCCGAAUGUUGAUGAUCGGCCUUAUCACUCUUUUUGUUUCUAUUGCAACAAUAAUGGCCGGCUUUUGUGCUGCUCUUUUGAUUACGCUACAAGUUCACUUGUGGGAGCAAAUUAUCAUAAUUUUGGGCUCUAUUAUUCCAAUUGUGGUUUUUGGAUGGUUGCAGUUUCCCCUUAUUUGUGAAAUUAUUGUCUCAACACAUUGGGGAAUCUUUAACAGGAAAAUGAAGCCUUGGCUGGUCAAUUCACAAGAACAUUGAUUUAUCUUUUGUGACAGUUUCCCCUCUAGGUUGAAAUUCUAUAGCUUGUUUGGCUAAUCAGUUGUGUUGGGACUCCCAAUUUUUAUAUUUUAUUUUGCUGUAUUUUAACAUUUCUUGAUUUUUAUGAGACUGAUCUGAAUAUAUGUACCCUUUCCUA
Molecule: messenger RNA, 2587 nt
Organism: Rubroshorea leprosula
Lineage: Eukaryota; Viridiplantae; Streptophyta; Magnoliopsida; Malvales; Dipterocarpaceae
Source: the annotation of a GenBank genome assembly